AUGGCUUUCCCUUUGCCGCGGGGCGUUACGGCGUCGGAGAUAGCUUUUCUGGCGGAGAUGGAGAAGGUGACUAUCGUGCCUCGACAGCGUCUUGAAGGCCUUGAAUUACUAGGAGGCCCUGUUGAGCCUCUCGUCCCUCCACGACGCGCCUCCCUUCCCCUCUGGCUCGCGCUUCUACUCAAACGCCAACGCCGUGCGAAUAUCAUGCCACCCGCCUGGCUACACCCGGAACCAUUGAGUCUUAUUCUUGAGGUCGAAUCCGGACACCAGGACUACCAGAACGCUUUCUCCCCGCCUCCUCCAUUGCCUGGUCAACCCAGCGUUCUAGAUCGUGGCCAAGAACCGACUGCUCGGCCUCAGUAUACUCCAGAUGGCAAUCGAUACUAUGCGGCGCCACCUUUUCUACCACAGAAUACAGCACAACCUGUGAAUUCGUCGCGGGAUCCGCCCUCACUACCAUUCCACUGGGUCGAGGUUGGGAAUAUGCUUCUCGAUGCUGCGAGCGAUGACCUGGUGGACCCGGACCAGAUCCGCAGACUAUUGAAGGACUUGCGUGAAGUGCGCAUGGCGAAAAUGAGGUCAGGUGUCGACGCACUGGAUGCUGCGGCCACUGGUGGUGGCGGUGUUGCCCUGACAGGUGUUGGUUCAAUGGAGUUGGGUGAGGAGCGAGGGUUCGUCACUGGCGUGGUGGAUGGUCUCCGGAAAAUCGGCUCCUCCAAAGAACAAGCUCGACGCGAACAGAUGGCCGAGCAAAAAGCGAAUGGUGGAUAUGACGGUACACAAGACGACGAGGAGGAAGAAGAUUACAUGGAGUUCUAA
Penicillium antarcticum is the source of this 819-nucleotide messenger RNA. RefSeq names its product DNA replication protein PSF2 (gene psf2). Gene Ontology annotation, cellular component: GINS complex; nucleus. The transcript is spliced from 3 exons. The record is from RefSeq and is a predicted model, not a curated record. Lineage: Eukaryota; Fungi; Ascomycota; Eurotiomycetes; Eurotiales; Aspergillaceae. Gene Ontology annotation, biological process: DNA replication; double-strand break repair via break-induced replication. Bases 1 to 819 code for a protein of 272 amino acids.